Molecule: messenger RNA, 2889 nt
Organism: Pseudoliparis swirei
Lineage: Eukaryota; Metazoa; Chordata; Actinopteri; Perciformes; Liparidae
Gene: pals2a
Product: protein associated with LIN7 2, MAGUK p55 family member a
Exons: 14
Coding region: 378-2024 (548 amino acids)
Cellular component (GO): cell-cell junction; plasma membrane
Molecular function (GO): protein binding
Source: RefSeq, a predicted model, not a curated record
UUCAAUGAGCUAGUUAGAUAUCUUGAACGGCAUGUGUCCUUAGCACCUCACAGUCUGUUUGGACGAGGAGCUGAGCGAAGGGGCGCAGACAGCCACGCUGGAAACCACCAGCAAGUGAACUAACGUGACUACUGCGCAGGUUCUCUGCGAAUCUGCCAACUGGGAAAUGGAGAGACACGUGCGCGAGUGACUGGGUGCUACUGGUUAACUUAGUCCGGAGUUACCAGAUGAGUGUUUUUGUAGAAAACAUGGCGCUCCGUGUCGGAGUGCUGCACUGAUGAUUUGAAGACAGUUUGUAGCCUUCCAGUUGCCUUGGUUUCUGUAAGCAGGCAGUUGGGCGAGAGAGUUUCACGGUCCUGAGCUGAGAAAUAUUAAACAUGAUGGUGGCCAAUGCAAAGUCUGGCAAAGCAAUGCAGCAGGUACUGGACAACCUCAAAUACCUGCCAUCAGGCUCAGGAGCCAAAGAUAUUGAUCUCAUAUUCCUCAGAGGCAUCAUGGAGAGCCCUAUCGUGCGCUCCCUCGCAAAGGCCCAUGAGCGUCUGGAAGAAGUAACGUUAAAAGCUGUGCGGGAGGAUAAUGUUCAGCUGGUCACAGAGAUCCUGGAUUCCCUCAACAACCUGCCAGAAAACGACGCUACCGCUGCUGAGCUCGUCCAAAUCCUUCAGGAGCCGCACUUUCAGUCUUUGAUCGAGGCUCAUGACAAAGUGGCUGCAAAGUGCUAUGAAACGCCCCGGACUGCAGCGGACAGCAACGCCUCGUUGGCGAGUUCGCUCGCGCCAGCUGAUGCCGUCAGGAUGAUUGGCAUCCAGAAGAAAGCCGGGGAACCACUGGGGGUGACGUUCCGCGUGGAGCGGGGAGAGAUGGUGAUUGCGCGGAUCCUGCACGACGGCUCCAUCGACAGGCAGGGCCUGCUGCACACGGGGGACGUCAUCCGCGAGGUUAACGGCCGGGAGGUCGGUCAGAGUCCCCAUGACCUCCAGGAGCUGCUGGGGGACUGCAGUGGGAGCGUCACACUCACGGUGCUGCCCAGCUACCGAGACACGCCGGCACCUCCACAGGUCUAUCUGAAGUCUCACUUCAACUAUAAUCCGGCCACAGACAACUUGACCCCCUGUAAAGAGGCCGGCCUGGCCUUCUCCAAGGGAGACAUCCUGCAUGUGGUCAACAAGGAGGACCCCAACUGGUGGCAGGCGCGCAAAGUUGUUGGCGGAGCGACUGGUCUCAUCCCCAGUCAGUUCUUGGAGGAGAAGAGGAAAGCUUUUGUGAAAAGAGAUUCUUCUGGCACAGGGAUGAUCUGUGGGACUGCGAAGAAAAAGAAGAAGAAAUUGAUGUACCUCACUUCAAAGAACGCAGAGUUUGACCGUUAUGAGCUGCAGAUCUAUGAGGAAGUAGCCAAGAUGCCACCGUUUCAGAGGAAAACGCUGGUUCUGAUUGGAGCCCAGGGAGUUGGGAGGCGGAGCCUGAAGAACAGGCUUACCGUCAUGAACCCUCUGCGCUACGGAACCACCGUACCCUUCACGUCGCGACGCCCGAGGGAAGAGGAGCGAGACGGCCAGAACUACUGCUUUGUGACGCGAGAAGUGAUGGAGACGGACAUCAGGGAGAACCGCUACCUGGAGCACGGCGAGUACGACGCCAACCUCUACGGCACCAAGAUCGACUCCAUCCACGAAGUGGUGGCCGCAGGCCGCACCUGCAUCCUGGACGUCAACCCUCAGGCCCUGAAAGUGUUGAAGACGGCUGAGUUUAUGCCCUUCGUGGUGUUCAUCGCCGCUCCGGAACUGGACACGCUGAGAGCCAUGCACACGGCGGUGAUCGAUGCUGGACUUACCACCAAACUACUCACGGAGAACGAUUUGAAGAAGACUGUGGACGAGAGCGCCAGGAUCCGUCGGGCGUACAGCCACUACUUUGACCUGACGAUCGUCAACGACAAUCUGGACAAGGCCUUUGACACGCUGCAGGGGGCGGUGGAGCGACUGGUCAUCGAGCCCCAGUGGGUUCCCGUCAGCUGGGUCUACUGAUGCUUUACGACCUCCGGGACGGACUGCGAGGCUUGGGAUGAAAGGGGACACCUUGAGGGACGGGGAAUUAAACCGCACCCACGGGCACAUCCGGCCUGUGUGGGUAUCGGCCUCGCACGAAGCUGCAUCGGUCACCUUGAUCUGAACGGCCAGAUUCCUUUUCAGCUCUCUAUGCAACUCCCAAUGCACAAGAAGUGUACUUAUUUAUUGGCCUUUUCGGUCUUUUUUUUUUUUAAAGAAUCCUUUCUAUUCAUGUGGAUUGGGAGAACAUUCUGGCCCGCGUGUCAAGAUAUUUUAAAAGCAAAUGUCCUUUUGUGUCAUUUCCGGUUUUAAUUCGUAUGCUCUGCAUGUAAAAUAGGUAACGUGUAUUUAUUUUGCGGGGGGGGAAAACGAGGAUCUUGCUCAUUGAAAAGAACGAUACCUCAGUGUUCCAGUUUACAGUCCAUCAUCUCGGUGUCACGACAAACCGGUCAUUCAUGAAGAACAGUAUCAUAUUGUGAGGCCCUUUGAGACUUAUGAGAGCCAGUUUUUUUUGUACAGAUGAAAAAUGACUUCUGUAGAGUUUCCCCAUGAAUUCUUUCACUCAAGCACAACAGAUUACAUUAAUCGAGUUGAUUGUUUGUCCGACAUUUAGAUGAUGUAAGUAGUUCUGACUGUUGGAGCCGUCGAUAUGGUGCUGUCUUUGUUUAUCUCUUGAACAGGGUACUUCAAUCUCAGUGAAUCAUCCCUUUUUGAUGUGAUAUUACUAAAACUUAACUGUUUUAAAUAAAGUUCAUAUUUACUUAAAUAAAAGGUAUAUUUUACAAGAAUUCAGGAAAGCUGUAUUUUCACAUGUCAAAUAAAUAACUGGUGUUUUCUAAUGAUC